AAUAGCGUGCUGAGCGGUCGCAAAUCGCGCACGAGUAUUAAAGAAAGGAAAAAAUAAACUGAAGAAGAAAUAAACCAUAUACACCAGAGUGAAAUCCCCCGAAAAAAUCUAGAUAAAAGAAGCAUACUACAUUACGUAUAAAAACAAACAAAGGAAUUCUUGAAGUAUCCAAAGAUCGCAUUGAAAAUCUUCAUUCAUAAUUGCCCAAAGACGUUUAAUUGCAUUAAAUUAACUGCAAAAUGAGUGACCUAGAGCAUAUUACACUGGAUAUGGAUAAGCUUCCGCUGGAAAAUGAUAAAACUUUGACGAGAAACAAAGAAAAUGAAAACAAUCACAGAAACGGCGAUGCAAUGGACGUACGUAAUAAUCUUCGAGUUCCCAGAGCAGAUGGGAACGAUAAUCCUGGAGUGGAUGAUGGUCUUCUGGAAGAUGGCGAUAAACGCAGGGGCGGAAAUGGAGGUGGUGGUGUCAAUGUCCUCGUGCCAAAUGGAGGCAGGCGACCCAGUUUCUCCUUUCCGGGAUAUAAUGGUCCAGGUUUCGUGACAAUCAACGGAGUUGAGACACCCAUACCCGAUGUGAAUGCCUACCAGCACAAGAAAACCCUGGCCCAGGGAAUGAUGGACCUGGCAUUACUGUCUGCGAAUGCAAAUCAGUUGCGAUAUGUUUUGGAGACGAGUUCGCAGCACCCAUACUUUUAUCCCAGUCUGCUGUUCAUCUCACUUAGCAUUAUAUUCCAGAUUGCUGUGGGCGUGGGCCUUAUAUUAAAUGGCCAGUACAACAUCAAAAACGAGCACGAUAUCUGCCGGGCGAACAGAAUCAACAAUUAUACAGUCAUCGGCAUUUUUAUAGUCACGGUGGUCAAUGUUCUUAUAUCGGCCUUUACCGUUGCAGAUCCAGAUACGACCGCUGUAGCUAUAACUGGCAAUGGCACAUAGAUCAGCAUAUAUUUAGAUUAGAAUGUAGUAUUAUGAGCAUAUCGUAUCGUUAGGCAAUUCUCACAGCCACACUUGUUCAGUCUUUGUUGAAAUUCACUCGCCUCAUUUUUUUAAAUAUAAAAAUAUAUUGUGAUAAAAUAAUAAAAUCCCACGACCAUUUUACACCUUGUUUAAAAUCAA
Drosophila subpulchrella is the source of this 1115-nucleotide messenger RNA. RefSeq lists its product as uncharacterized. The record is from RefSeq and is a predicted model, not a curated record. The transcript has 4 exons. NCBI's taxonomy places the organism in Eukaryota, Metazoa, Arthropoda, Insecta, Diptera, Drosophilidae. The coding region runs from base 240 to 935 and encodes 231 amino acids. Gene Ontology annotation, biological process: tissue regeneration; cell adhesion. Gene Ontology annotation, cellular component: membrane.